AUGGUUGAAAGUUCGAAACUAGAGGCACUUGGCUAUUAUUUCGACGACAAAGAUGUUCUUCGGACAAUCAGUGUACGUGAAGUUUUCUGAUUUUGAAGUUUUUAUUUCAAAAUAGUGUUGUUUCAGGACAAUGUGAAAUUCAAUUUCACAACUCAAGAGCAAUAUGAAGAAUUAGGCGAAGCUGUAGAGAUCGAAGUAUACAAAUUGAUGAAAGAAAGAUGUGGACUGGUUCAAAUCCCAAUCAAACCAAGUGGCUGCACAAUUCCAGACGAAGAAGUUGGUUUCAUCUUCGCCACACCCGAUUACUUCCAAAAAGAGACUAUUCUCAUUCUGAUCCACGGUUCCGGAGUAGUUCGAGCUGGACAAUGGGCAAGAAGAUUGAUUAUCAAUGAAGAUUUGGAAUCCGGAACACAAUUGGAAUAUAUCAACAAAGCGAUCGAAAACAAUUGGGGUGUUUUGGUGUUUAAUUCGAAUCACAAUUCCUUCAAAGAUUAUCGAAAUGGCGGAUAUUCUCCAUUGAAAUACAGUGAAAACCCGGUAGAACAUUGUAUCCAUGCCUGGCAAUUUUUGGUGCAUCCGUGUCCAGCGAAGAAAAUCAAUAUUGUUGCGCACAGUCGAGGAGGAUAUGAUGUUUCGAAAAUGCUCGAAAAGUUCAAUGACUUGCGUGUCACAUUAGUUUGCUUGACUGAUUCUCCAGUCUUUGAGUAUCCGCCUGGAAAUGAAGAUCGAGAAAACCCACUGAUUGCUAUCAAUUUCAUCGCAAGAGGAGUAAGAUGACGUGGCAAAUUAUAAAAUUUUUCAAUUCACAUUUUCUUCAGGAAAUCGGUUCAUCUGAGUACUACAUCAAACCAUUCAAAGUCAACGAUGUGAUUCAAUUCUACGCAGGAACAAAACAACACGAAUCAUCAAGUCACACAGCAUUUUGGGCUAUUUUCCAUAUUCUAGAGAAACAUGUACGCAUUUUUCGAAGCUUCUAUGAAUAAUGUUAGAAAAUUAUAUAUUUUCAGAUGACUCCAAAGACCUAUAUUCAAGUUAGUGCUGAGUGUCGACAAAUGGUAGCUCCAGAUAUUCGAGCAAGAAAGAAGAGACAAGAUUUGGCGUUGAAGAAGAUUGAAAAGGAAAAAGCAUUGGCUGCGGUGGCGGCGGCACAAGCAAAAGCUGCGCAACAACAAUCUGCUGGACAGAAUGACAAUGAUGGACCACCAGAUGCAAAAAGACAGCGAGUUUAA
This is a messenger RNA of Caenorhabditis angaria, 1229 nucleotides long. Lineage: Eukaryota; Metazoa; Nematoda; Chromadorea; Rhabditida; Rhabditidae. The record is from the annotation of a GenBank genome assembly.